CUUCUCACCAUCCCGUCCUUUUGGCCUCUAUAGAUUAGAGAUUCGAUCUGCGCCCGGAUAUUUGACCACCUACAGCGCUGCUGUGCUAGGUGAAGAAAAAAAAAGAAUGGACCUUGUUACACAUCCCUCCUGAUCAUUUAUAUCUUAUUCUGCAUUCGACCUUUCUUUCCCGAACAUCUCCCAGAAGCUUACAUCCUUUUCUGAGUCUCGGACUUGUCUAUUAGCUGUACAGCUACCAAGAUCUCUCCUUACGUAUCAUGACGGCCGUACAUGUUAAUGGCACCAACGGGUUGCAUUCUCCUACCAGAAAACCCUCAAAGCCUAGGUUCUUUGAGGACUACGGAGUCUGGAAGCAAGCUCCUAUCUUAGUCGGAUCCACCAAGUUUGAUCCUUUACCAGAUGUUAAGAACAUCAUGAUCACCGGCGGCGCCGGUUUCAUCGCAUGUUGGCUUGUCCGUCAUCUCACUCUUACCUAUCCAGAAGCCUACAACAUAGUCUCCUUCGACAAAUUGGAUUAUUGUUCCUCGCUGAACAACACUCGCAUGCUCAAUGAUAAGCGAAACUUCACUUUCUACCAUGGCGACAUCACAAACCCUUCCGAGGUUCUCGACUGCAUGGAGCGCUUUAACAUAGAUACCAUCUUCCAUUUCGCUGCUCAGUCGCAUGUCGACUUGAGCUUUGGGAAUUCUUAUGGGUUCACUCAUACAAAUGUAUAUGGCACCCACGUCAUGCUAGAGAGCGCAAAAAAGGUCGGGGUGAAGCGGUUUAUCCAUAUAUCCACCGAUGAGGUAUAUGGCGAGGUAAAGGAUGACGACGACGAUUUGCUAGAAACGAGUAUUCUAUCCCCAACUAACCCAUAUGCUGCGAGCAAGGCUGCCGCUGAGAUGCUCGUUCACUCGUAUACGAAAAGUUUCAAACUUCCCGUGAUUAUUGUCAGAAGUAACAAUGUGUACGGACCACAUCAGUUUCCAGAGAAAAUCAUACCCAAAUUCGUUUGCCUCCUUAAUCGCCAGAGGCCUACAGUGCUUCAUGGCGAUGGGAGCCCUACACGGAGAUACCUAUAUGCUGGUGAUGCUGCCGAUGCGUUUGAUACAAUUUUGCACAAGGGCACUCUCGGCCAAAUUUACAAUGUCGGAUCGCACGACGAGAUCUCUAACAUCCAACUAUGCAGAAUGCUCCUCAAGGAGAUGGAUAUCCCCCACGAAUCCCAAGAGGAUUUCAAUAAAUGGGUUAAAUACACCCAUGAUAGACCCUUUAAUGACCAUCGAUACGCCGUUGAUGCCACCAAGCUUCGACGUCUUGGCUGGAGUCAGAAGACGACCUUUGCCGAUGGGUUGAAGAUUACCGUUGAUUGGUACAAACGGUUUGGGGAAGAGUGGUGGGGUGACAUUAGCAAAGUUCUGAGCCCUUUUCCAAUUGUGGUCGAGGCCGAAGUAGUGUCGGACAAAGAGGAGAUUUGUGAUGAGCCUCAGGUUUCAAAGAAACGAAAGUCGCCUGGUUAGGUGAAGAGCGAAGCUUUGCGUAAACAGGAGGGAAAGAGAUAUAUUCUUCGGCAACUGAUGACACUGUUUUGAGUGAUGAUGAAAGCAUUAUCGGAGUUGAGGUUCUUUUCCUUGGCGAGUCUCGAGUUGGGCAGGGCUCAAGCAUGACUUUAUUGUAAUAACAGAUAUCAUGGAAGACAUGAGGGACGUGAGGUGUUUUUCAUAAUCAAUGGGAGAACUACUAGCUAAAUGCUGGCGGCGUUAGGUAUCUUGUAGUAAUUAGCAUCGACUUGAUAAGGGUGUUAUAAUUCAAAACUGUUUCGCCAGGAGCUCUUGAACGGUUGAACCAGACGUCCCUUGCCCAUUCCGCGGCCAUGUAUUUCGUUUAGAGUUAGACACCUGGGUAGGUAUUCAUCGCAUUCAUAUCAUUCUAACUGAAUUGGUCGUUAUCUGGAGGGAUCUGUUAAUAACUCGCGCUUGUAAUUGGAAACCAUUACCCCCUUAUAUCACUUGCAGCUUAUUAUGUCGUCAAGUUCCGGUACCGUGCCCGGCGGCGCAAUAAAUCGGGAGCCCGACUAUUAAUGUUAUAAAUUUAAAUGUUGGCUUCCCCUUGAAGACCUACAUAAUCUGUAAGCACACGUC
Hypoxylon fragiforme is the source of this 2123-nucleotide messenger RNA. RefSeq names its product NAD(P)-binding protein. NCBI's taxonomy places the organism in Eukaryota, Fungi, Ascomycota, Sordariomycetes, Xylariales, Hypoxylaceae. Gene Ontology annotation, molecular function: dTDP-glucose 4,6-dehydratase activity. The transcript has 5 exons. Gene Ontology annotation, biological process: nucleotide-sugar metabolic process. The record is from RefSeq and is a predicted model, not a curated record. Bases 258 to 1502 code for a protein of 414 amino acids.